Messenger RNA from Bursaphelenchus xylophilus (pine wood nematode), 3343 nucleotides. The record is from the annotation of a GenBank genome assembly. NCBI's taxonomy places the organism in Eukaryota, Metazoa, Nematoda, Chromadorea, Rhabditida, Aphelenchoididae.
AUGUCUAUGAUCAGCACCGUGGAAGACUUGAUUUGGGGGAAAGUGGACGAAACAGAAUAUUUAAGGAAGGUGGUGGAAGAUGAUAACGUAGAUUUGGACGCUCUUUCCCAAAAAGUACGCUCAAUCCAGUCUGAUUUACACAUCCAGUUGAGAAAAGGGGUAAGAUGCCUGAGAAAGUUUAAUAAGGUAUCUAACAUUUUGGUUAUAGGUGGAAGAGAACUACCCGAAGUUGCUUGAACAAGUCGGGGCCAUUGAAACCUUGGAUCGGGUUCAAUCUGGGUUCAACGAAGAGAUGAGAAUGGUGGAUGAUAAAGCCAAACAAGUUAAGCAUUUCUUUGCCCAGAGCUAUGACCAUUUACGGAGUGAUUGUGAUGCCAUGGAGAAUUUGGUGUUGUUUUCCAGAGUGAUUUCGGAUACGUUAAGGUGGGGAAAAAGUAUAAUUUGUUAACGUAAUACAUGUAAUGAUUGUGCGAUGUAAUAUAUUUCGUCUUAUUUUGACUCAAAUUGCGUAACAUUUCCGCAAUAUUGCGAAAGUUUUUGGUCUCUCCCCGUAGAGAUUUUUUUCUCUCUUUUUCAAUGCGCACAAGGGAAUGGUGUGAGACCUGCUCUAUCCACCUGUACCAGUCAUUUUCCCAAGCGCUGGGGGAGACCAUUCCCUUGUCAGUGAAGAAUUUCGCAUCUCUUGGCUGGAAGCUCGACAGCCAAAUCUCCACAAACCGGGAUUUUUUGCCAGUCAAGACGAAAAAGUUUUAGGUCGCACUAUUGUUAUAUUAUCAAUUUAAUGUUAUAAGUUUUUAGAUGCCAAGAACUGAUUCGUAUUUGGGAAAAGGAGGAAAGGGACAUGUUAACCAAAGCUGAAUGUGCCAACGAACUGAAGGCAUUAUGUCUGGAAAACACAAUAUUCGCUUCAGUUCCCUGGAUAAAUAAUGGCUUCUUAAAGAAAGUUACUGUAAUUUGUGCCCAAACGUCCAGUGAAGCAGUUGAAGAACUGAAACAGUCUCUGUCGACGCUUAAUGUUUCUCAUGUCAACACUUGCCUGAAGGCGUUUUCAUAUCUUUUCGAUCACGAUGGUUGUACGAAGGAAUUGAGGGCAAUUAUGGACGAAUCGCUGCAAUCGAUCGACUUGUUGUUUAUGAAUUUACUGUCGGCCAAGACAAGUGAUGGCGUUUCGAGACAGCUCUCAAGGAUUGGAAACAACCUUCAUACCUACUUGGAGAGAUUUCAUGUUUUAGGUUGGUUUUACAAGACAAAUAUAAUACUUUUAUGGGGGCUCAUACUUUUAGACGGGACCUAUCUCAAAAACACGUAAAUGGACGCGCACUGUCCGCAAAUAAAAAAAGGUUGGCAAAAUAUACCACUAUACGUUUAAGAGUAGCAUCCGAAACUUUCACAUCAAAUUUUUUGCUAAGCAUUGAGUUAUACACAAAAAGAUUUGCAUUUUCGGUCAGCGAAAAUCAUGCUGAUUAGGAAUAUAUGAGAGGUUCCGGGUAAAUUCAAAUUUUUUUCGGUCGUGAUAAUCGAAAAAAAUCAGACGCGGCCAUAUUGUAUUUUUUACCUGCAAUGUGCAGAGCCCAAGACAGGAUAAAACUUGUCCUGAACGGUGGAAUGGAUUUUUCGCACUUCGCUAAUUUUUUUUCCUGAUACAAUGCGGAAGAAAAAAUUGCUAAAAAAUUUGAAUUUACCCGGAACCCCUCUUAUAUGUAAAAUUUGGCUACUCAAUAUGCCCCGGUUUAUUGCCCAAAAUAAAUAUUUUCUUUCCCAACGCGGAAGUAGUACAUUGGGCGAUGACUUUUAUGGUACUUUUGGUCAUCAUGCCAAUCUUAAACGCUUCGUUGUGAUAUCUGAUCGUUGAAAAGCGGAUAUUUUCUUAUAUUUUUGUUAUCAAGCGUUCGGCGCGGGUAAGGCAGCUUCGGAUAACGAUACAAAGCUGGGAAAUGGCUCAACACAAGCCUUCCAGCAUUCCAAAUUCCAUAUGCUAAAAAUUUCUUCGCCAAGAUUUCCGUUUUUGCAGGAGCUGAGAAUGCGUUGUACUUUUCGAAUAAGGUGGCAACAAUCUUAAGGAAUCGAAUGCCAGUGGAAACCGAGUAUAUGAUGAGAUUAGUGCAGACUGUCAGCAAAUGUUUACUACCUCACGCCGAGGCUAUUGUGAAGCCAAUCAGAGAUGCCCUGGGGCCAUUAAAGACGGCCAUUUUGAGUCAAUCAUUAGCUCGUUUAUUCGAACUUGUCAAUGAUACCUUCUCCCAGGAAGAUCUAAAGGGCCCCGUCAUUGUGGAAAAGGUAUCAUCUUUUAAUUUAUAUACCUCUCCGUUCCAGUUGAAUGGCGCCAUAAAGUCCGAGAUAAACAGUUUUUCCUGGGACAAUGAAUUGCAAAAACAAGUGGAGGGGAAUGUUGCGAAAACAUUGCAAAUUAUCGCUGCCAAGAUAGAAGAACAGAUAAUUGUAAAUCCGGAGGUUCUGAGAUUGAGCGGCAGAGUCAGCAAGGCUCAGGCCGCUAAUUACCAGCUCUUAAGUGUCGCAUAUGCCUUCAGAAAGUAGGUUCUAUCAAGUCAAUAUAUACGAUUACAGACAAUGGCCUCUUUAUUCCGACUGUAUCCGUGCUUUCAUCGAUCCCCAGCUCCGAUUAAUAGUUGAUACGAUGAAGGAGACCAUCAUUCUGGUUUUGGAUUCCAUGCACGAAGAAGAUCUUAAUCGAGAACUGCAACAAUCGCCGUGCUCUUUGUACAUGGGAGAGUUGUGUGACCAUUUGAAAGUCUUUCGGACCCAUAUCAACCACAUUGAACCCUUGGCAGAAUCCCUGGAAACGUUGCCCAACUUUAUAAACUUUAUCAUCGAACAGUUCCUCCUCAACAGCACAUUGACUACGACUUUCGCUCCUCUGGUCAGAACACGGUUAGUCAAAGAUUUUGGAGCUUUGUGCAAGAUGUUGCAGGUAAUCAUUGAAAGUUUUCUUAUUUUUUUUUUAUCAAAACUACUGGAGAAUUAUAUCAGUAAAUUUUAGAGCUUAAACUGUAAUUCGUCCAAAUUUCUGAAUAACAGAAACCUCCUCUCGCAACUGUUGAAUUCUGAGGAAAUAGAUUACAACUACGAUGUCAAACAGAUCCCUUGUUGGUUUAUAACCCAGUUGGGAAUAAGGAUCGCCAAUCUCCAGCUACCUUAUGAAUCAGCCGACUGGACUCGAAAAGAGUAUAUCAACUGGUUCAACAGUCAAGUUGAUCUGGACCGCAUGCAAUUCUUACUCAAUGUUGUCAAGAUUUACGAGAAUUCCGGCAAAGCAAAGAAUGAGAAGGUCGAGCGGCUGAAGGACUUCAUUGUAACUACAAUUGCCACUCUUAAUGCUCCAUGA